This is a messenger RNA of Anisakis simplex (herring worm), 144 nucleotides long. The record is from the annotation of a GenBank genome assembly. NCBI's taxonomy places the organism in Eukaryota, Metazoa, Nematoda, Chromadorea, Rhabditida, Anisakidae.
AUGGGCGAAGCUGGCAGUAAAGGGGCCGUGUUGGAGUUGAGUCAGCUGCUCUUUAAGGUUGGUCAGAUGUUCAGUUGGUUUGGUCAUUUUCGUAUGAUGAGUUCAGAUUCAGAUGGUUACGGAUUCUGGAUUGUUCCGUCUUGA